GUUUGAUUCCGGAUUAAACCGGAGAGAUCGGGUCGGUUUGUGUGAGGGACGCUGUGGAUUCUCUGCAGUUGAGUGUAAACUGUGAAUGUCUGGGAUUUUAAAGGCCAUGUCGAAGUUCCGUCUGGCUGUGGUGCAGCUGCACGUAACUAAGUUAAAGGCUGAAAACUUGUCUCGGGCCCGGAAGCUGGUGAAGGAGGCGGCAGGUCAGGGGGCGAAGGUCGUGGUUUUACCUGAGUGUUUCAACUCUCCAUAUGGGACGGGAUACUUCGCGGAAUAUGCGGAGAAAAUUCCAGGAGAAUCGACGCAGGUUCUGGCGAAGGUGGCUGAGGAGUGUGGGAUUUAUCUCAUCGGUGGCUCCAUUCCAGAGGAGGAUGAAGGGAAAAUCUUUAACACCUGCUCAGUUUUUGGGCCUGAUGGGAAAUUAUUGCUGAAACACAGGAAGAUCCAUCUGUUUGAUAUCGACGUUCCUGGGAAAAUCCGCUUCCAGGAGUCCGAGACGUUGACCCCAGGGAGCAGUUUAUCUGUGUUCGAAACCCCUUUCUGUAAAGUGGGAGUGGGGAUCUGCUAUGACAUCCGAUUUGCAGAGCUUGCACAGAUCUACGCAAGGAAAGGUUGUAAGCUGUUGGUUUACCCCGGAGCCUUUAACAUGACCACAGGACCUGCUCACUGGGAGCUGCUUCAGAGAGCUCGGGCGGUGGAUAAUCAGGUGUACGUGGCCACGGCUUCACCAGCGAGAGAUGAGGGCGCCAGUUACGUGGCCUGGGGUCACAGCUCGGUCGUUAACCCCUGGGGUGAAGUGAUCACCAAAGCACAAUCGGAAGAAAGCAUAGUGUACGCCGAUAUUGACCUGCAGUACUUGGCUGACGUGCGUCAACAGAUCCCGAUCACAACACAGAGACGUAACGAUAUAUACACGGUCCACGCUGUUAACGAGGGAUGAGUCUGCCUGAUUAAGACCCUGUUUACACCUGGUGGCUUCGUGCGUCUCCGAUCUCAGUUGGAUUCUGAUAUUUUCAGCUUUUCACAUCGCAUCCAAAUCAGUUUAUUAUGAUUCACUGUUUGUGUUUUUGUGCUCCUUUUGAGAAUAUGAUUAUACCUGAAACCAGAAGGAUAUGUAAAUAAAAAAUAAAAUAAAUUUUAAAUAAGUUCAAGAACUUAAAGCAAAAAUGAAGUGAUUUUAUCUACAAUGAUUCCUAUAUACCGUAUUUUUCGGACAAUAAGUCGCACUUUUUUUCAUGGUUCGGCUGGCCAUGCGACUUAUACUCCGGUGCGACGUAUAUAAUGGGUUUUUUUUUUUUUUCACCGUGGAAUAACUGGAGCUGAUGCUGAGUCUGAUGACAGCCACGCAGAAGAAGAGGAAACGGCGCUUCGUCUGCCGCUGGAGUUGGCAGAGUUGUUGAGAAGCGACACCGAGGAUGAGGAAUUCAAUGGAUUUGCUGAUUUGGAGUGAAAUCAUCAGCUUGAUAAACUUGAUUGACCUGUGUUUUAUUAUUAAUGAUAGGCCUAUAGUUAUUUAAAUAAGUUAUGUAGUGAUUUUAGGCAGUGCUUAAUUUGUGAAGUGGGAGGUCCCAGAACGCAGGAGGUGGGUGGGUCCGGCGACUUAAAAAAAAAAAAAAAGGCGGGGGAUGGUUUACUAUAACUUUAUGCACAUGCGCUUAUUGUGUGUGUAAAAUAAUAA
Messenger RNA from Neoarius graeffei (lesser salmon catfish), 1678 nucleotides. It is a transcript of the gene nit2, whose product is annotated as nitrilase family, member 2. Gene Ontology annotation, cellular component: mitochondrion. Gene Ontology annotation, molecular function: omega-amidase activity. The coding region runs from base 86 to 940 and encodes 284 amino acids. The transcript is spliced from 10 exons. Gene Ontology annotation, biological process: L-glutamine metabolic process; oxaloacetate metabolic process. The record is from RefSeq and is a predicted model, not a curated record. Lineage: Eukaryota; Metazoa; Chordata; Actinopteri; Siluriformes; Ariidae.